This is a messenger RNA of Mycosarcoma maydis (corn smut), 192 nucleotides long. RefSeq lists its product as uncharacterized. The record is from RefSeq and is a predicted model, not a curated record. The coding region runs from base 1 to 192 and encodes 63 amino acids. NCBI's taxonomy places the organism in Eukaryota, Fungi, Basidiomycota, Ustilaginomycetes, Ustilaginales. The transcript is spliced from 3 exons.
AUGACGCGAGGAAACCAGCGAGAACUGGCUCGUGCCAAGAACCAAAAGAAACAGGCUGACGCAAACAAAGGCAAGCGCAACGAGUCAAACACCUCGAUAGCAAAGAGGAAGGAAGCAGACGCCGAAGCCCUCAGAGCCAAGCAGGCGGCCAAGGCAGCAAAAGCAGCGGAGGCAGCUGGAGCGACAAAUUGA